AUGGCAGGCAAGGCAGGGGAGCCUCACAUCCCCCUGGCCCUGCAAAGCUCUCGCCUGAGAGCUGAAGAGAAGACCCUGGACUUUGAGUUUGAGGUGCUGAGUGCCCAGUUUAACCAGAGGGGCUGCUAUGCCCUGAGGCUCACCGUGGAGAACCCCCUGCUGGAGGGCUCCGGUGCUGGCAUCCAGCUCCACGUGGACCGCGGGGAGGUGGUCCAGAGCUGCACCAGCACCACCGACACCAUCGAGCAGAAAGACCUCAACCACAUCUACUCCUUCCAGAAGAGGAAGUUCACCUUCACCCUGCCCAGAGGCUUCUGCAAGAACGACAAGAACCACGACGUGAGGCUGCGCGUCGAAGCCCUGCGCUUCCCGGGGAUGAAGGCAGAGAGGACGGCCAAGGGGAAGAGCGGCAAGAGGGUGGGCCAGGCCUUCAUUGCCAUCUACCCCCGCCCCAACCAGCCCAGGAUGAAGCUGUCGGCCGGCAAGGACGAGGAUUGGUACCGCUACAGCGCCGUGACGGCUCUGCUGCGGGUGGGCAGCCAGCAGCCUGCCAUGCACUGCGGCCGCUUGGCUUUUAGCGCUUCCCUCCACGAGCACCGCCCUCCCGUCCUGCCAGCCUCACCCCAAACACCAGGCAGCCAGGAGGAAGGGCAUCUGCAAGCAGCUGGCACGACCCCGGCAUCCCCGGUCCUGGCCAUCCCUGCCUGCAACCGCUCGCUGCCAACGCCCGAGUCCGCCUACCACUCGCUGCCCGCCCGGGGCCGUGCCCGCUGCCUCCAGCGGCCGAGGGCUGACCCUGCACUCAGCUCCUCCCCAGAGCUCCUAAGCGGUGAUUCAGCAGACGAGCAUCCUUCCUCCUCCUCCUCUUCCUCCGUGCCCACCCUAAGGCGACCACUGAGCAGUUUCCACCUCUCCUCCCCAGGCUACAGACAGGAUCUGGCCUCCUGGCCAGCACAGGUAGCCAAGUCCCCUGCUGAGGCAGAGGAGCCUGCAGGCACAGCAGUGGGCAGCGGGGGGCAUGUGGCCAGCGUGGGGAAGGAAGCCAUCACCAUCACCCUCCAUGGUGCCAGCAACCUGCCGAGCACGCAGGAGGGACAUGUGCCGUGGCCUUACAUCGUGGUUGAGACCAGCAGAGGAGAUGAGCAGCAAGCAACUCAUGCAUCCACAGCACCCACCCAUGCACCCACCUGGGAGGAGGAGGUGACAGUGGAAAUGGAUGCUGAAGAUGCAGGCUGGGCAGCCCUGACUCUCACCGUGGCAGACAAAGCCACCAAAGAGGCUUUGGGCACCUUCCAGCUGCCAGUGAGGCACCUUCAGCCCUUCCAGCCCCACCACUGCAGGCUGGUGCUGCCAAGGGAGCAGCAUCCCGUGGGGACAGUCCUGAAUGUCACCAUCACCCGCAAGAGGAGCUGCUUCCCUCGCUGCAAGGGGCUGAGCUACGUGGCCUUGGAGGUGCUGCUGCAGGGGCUGUCGACCCCCUUGGCCACCCCCUCCGGAGCUCUGGUGGCUGUGGCCAGAGUUGUGAGCAAUGUUCAGGAGUACAAGCACCUCAGGGAAGACCAUUCCAUCUCCUAUCCUGGCAUCAUCCCCACCACCAUCACAUUCCCAGACCCUCCAGCAGCAGCCUUCAGCAUCGCCCGAGUCGCCAACCACGGCUGCCCGCAGAUAUCCCCAGCAGCUGGACCACCAGAGAAGCCAACCUGGGACACUUCCUUCCUCUUCCAAGGCCAAGAUGUGGCCACCAUCUUCUCUGAAGACACUGCCCUGGUGAUUGAAUAUUAUCCAUACAGAACCAUCUGGGAUGCUCCUGGCACUCUCAUUCCCUUGGGAUACUCAGUGCUGCCCCUCACCAGCAGUGUUUUUCAGCAGCUGGUGGCACGGAGAGGUGGGAUGCGUGUGGAGGGCCUGGCUGUGCAGGGCACCAACCUCAAAACCACCUCCGGAGCCAUCCCGACCGUGGAGCUCUGCCUGCAGCUGCUUGCAUCAGAGAGACCAGCAGAAUUCCUGACUCCUCUGGGCAGUGAUGCCCUUCCCAAGCUGGACCUCACCACCACCACCACCAAGCUCAAAAGGGGUGAAGAGCUACACACAAGCCGUGGGCACCCACUUUAUUGCCAGCUCCACCAGGAUGAUGUGUCCCUGCCAGCAGCUGACGCCAUGGCCAGCAUCCUGCCUGGACAGGAGCCCUUCACACAGGAGAUGGGAGCACCACUGGAGGAGCAGAGGUCCCAGGACACCACAGGGGAUCACCAGGAGCCAGGGGCGAGCAGCUACCGGGUGGCGCUGAAGAGGAUGGCAGGGGACCUGCUGUCCCUGCGCCGCCGAGCCGCCAGCCUGGAGGUGGAGAACAGGCAGCUGCGGCACAGCCUGGCCGGGCAGCAGGAGCUGGGCCAGGCUCUGCUCCACGACACCGACCUGGACGUCAUGACCCGGGAGGAGCUGCUGGACAGGCUGGCUAGCCUCAAGCACAAGCUGGUGGCCAGCACGGCAGAGCUGAGGAGGCUGAAGGACCGAGUCCAGCAGCUGCAGAACGAACUGAUCCGGAGGAACGACCGGGAGAAGGAGCUGGUGCUGCUGCAGAGAGCCCAGCGGCAGCAGCAGAGAGCCCAGCGGCAGCAGCAGCAGCGAGCAGCGCUGAGGAGGUGCCAGGAGCGGGCGGCCAGGACCGAGGGCUUGGAGCAGACGGUGAGGCAGCAGGAGAAGGUGAUCCAGAUGAUGGAGCAGGUGCUGCGGGAGAAGCUCUCCAGGGUGGGCAGAAGCACUGAGAAGCCAGAGGGCAAAGCUCUCCCCAGGGAGGUGUACACCACGCUGCUGGCAGAGAACCGCAGGCUGCGAGAGGAGCUGGCCAGAGCCCCCCAGCCCUCAGCCCACAUCUCCCAACAGCCUCCAGCCUUGCCGGAUGCUUUUGGGGGGGUGGAGAAGUUGUCUCUGCUGCUCAGGCUGGAGGAGGCACAAGCCCGUGGGCGAGCGCUGGAGAGGCAGCUGGAGAAGGCAGCGAGGAGGUGGGGACAGGAGAAGCAGGAGCUUGGCACCCGUCUGCUGGAGCAGGAACACGGCUUCCAUCGUGCCCCCACCUUGAACCUGUCCAUGACCUCCCCAAGAAGACCCCAGCUCCUACCCCCCCUGCUUUAACCCCCCCCACCCCCCACCACGGGGUGAAAGAGACCAGGACACCUCAGGCUGGCAAACAGGAGCUGAUGCUUUUCCAC
Messenger RNA from Pogoniulus pusillus (Red-fronted tinkerbird), 3209 nucleotides. RefSeq names its product coiled-coil domain containing 33 (gene CCDC33). The record is from RefSeq and is a predicted model, not a curated record. Lineage: Eukaryota; Metazoa; Chordata; Aves; Piciformes; Lybiidae. The transcript is spliced from 23 exons. Bases 1 to 3132 code for a protein of 1043 amino acids. Gene Ontology annotation, cellular component: peroxisome.